CCUGUUACAUACUUUCCGACGAAUCUAGUAUACCCUUUUACUCUACGAGUAACGGGUAUAAAUAUGGUUUCAGUAAGUUUUUAGAACCUUUCGGUCUACAAUCAAGUAAGCAACAUUUUUUAAUCUAGUCAUAUUUUUAUUAAAAAGUAGUACGAUUAAGUAAUAAAGUUUUAUACAUGUUAAAUUGGGUUUUAAUUAUAUGCUAGAAAGAGAAAUAAGUAUUUGAAAAUAAAAAUGAAAAAAAAAACAAAAUAAAUUACAUGAAUUUUAUAAGUAUACUUACAAAUUGCCGCUCACGGGCAUUAACACGGUGUAUUUUAUAAGACUUUUUUUAGUACGGACGGUCUUAAAACGGUAAGCAUGAAAUCGUACUGUUUGUACUUGAUUUUGGCACGGUGUUUUUCCCUAAGUGUAGCGAAUAUAGAAUACAUAUUUAUUUGAUAAGCAUGUUCGUUUGUCCGUAUGAGCACUGAGAUCUCGAAAACUAUAAAAAAUGAAAAGAUUGGGCCCACGCAUAAAUCCUAGGGGCUCUUGAGUAGCGCAAGUUUGUAAAUUAAAAUAAAUUACAUCGAUCAAUAAACUAAACCCCGCUACCGCUAGGGGCCAUGGCGCUGGCAUCGAAACUUGUCGGAUUUCUUCGAGUUUUAACAAUAGUUUCUGAGAUAUUAGCUCUAUAAUACACAAUAUCUAAAAAAUAUGUUUCUCGAAAAUACCUCAAGAACGAUUCUUUGAAAAAAGGUUUGAAUGAUACCAGCGUGUACAGGAAACCAAAAUGUCUAGAAAUGUGAACUCUUAUGGUUAAAAACUAGUGUUAUAGAUUUGUACGUUAAAAAUGCCGUUCUACGAUGGCAGAGGCUGAGCAGAGCUAUUCCUUAUGUCCGCUUGAUGGGACUUUGCCGAACGCUGUUUUAAAGCUAGAAUAAAAGUUUUAACGCCUACCUAACGCCCAAAAUGAUAUGUAUGAACGCGCAUAUCUCGAAAACUAUAAAAGCUACAAAGUUGGCAAUACGGAUGCAAGUUCUAGAAAUUCCUGCGCAGCGCAAGUUGGUUUUAUAAAAGUGUUACAACCACAAACCGCCCAAACCAAUACAUUGUGUUUAUUGAUGGGCAUUAUCCGCUUUCAUUUCAUUCUUGUGUUCAUAAACACCGUCUCAUGAUUUCGACAACGCACUAAACUUGAAUAUGAAUUCAGCCUUAAUGCGUGAAAUGAUUAAAUCUGGAGUCCAAGUGAAAAUGUAUGGUAACCGCCCGGUUUCUCAUGCUUUAUGCGUGGACAAAUCGGCUUUGUAGCCAUCGAUGGCUUCGAUGAGCUGGCCAAUGAUGUGUUCACCGAAUCGAAGGAGAAAAACGGGGAAAACAUUUCCUCUCUUGAUCAACCUGGUCUCCUGAUAGAGACAUAUAAGCCAAGUAGCCGUCCAACUUCAAGAGUGCAUAUGUCGCUAAAAAUUCAUUUUCUCGACUCUCACUUGGACUUUUUUCCGGAGAAUUUGGGAGCUGUAAGUGAUGAGCAUGGGGAGCGGAUCCAUCAGCAAAUGAAGGAAAUUGAGCGCCGAUAUCAUGGCUUUUGGGAUGCCGCUAUGUUGGGAUAGUCACCCAUUUGGUUUCUUAUUUGGGAAACGAAAAUUAGCUCAUACAAGAAGCAAAUAAGAAGCCAAAACUGUUUUGAAGGUUUAGUUUAAUAUUGCAUAAUUAUAACAAUCGUAGUCUAUGUAUAAAAAACUUUUUCUUUCACUACUAGUACAUCCAAAACAGUUACGCUUAAAUCUUUCCCAAAACAAAAAAUGUAUUCUACUCGUACUGUAAAUAGCGGAGCCGUAAGCGCAAACUUAAAAAAAAAAUAUAUGAAAAUGAUUUCCUAGUAAAUGCAAUCGCAUACUAUUUAGCUUGCCCACCUCUAAUAGCAAGGAAACUGACGUUAUGCAUAACUAAUUGCACCAAGUUCUGACGUUCCCCAACACUGAAAAUUUAAAAUAAUGUUUAACGGCCGCUGCUCCCGAAUACUGAACUGGGGUGUAUACGUUUAAGAAUCUGUAAAAAAUCGAUUUGCCGACGAGCUGUAACCAAUGGCUCGUGAUCAACGGCUCAUAUUCUUCGUUAAAGUUCAGCCUUCAAGAAAAAAAUAUUAAACUAUAUAUUAUAACAGCGUUUUUGCUUCUAUUUCCAAAUUUUUUAACUUUGACGAAGUGUAGCUUCUAAACUAAUGAAUGGUCCUCAAUGUUGUGUAUAAGAAA
Drosophila suzukii is the source of this 2231-nucleotide messenger RNA. The record is from RefSeq and is a predicted model, not a curated record. NCBI's taxonomy places the organism in Eukaryota, Metazoa, Arthropoda, Insecta, Diptera, Drosophilidae.